Molecule: messenger RNA, 249 nt
Organism: Cokeromyces recurvatus
Lineage: Eukaryota; Fungi; Mucoromycota; Mucoromycetes; Mucorales; Mucoraceae
Exons: 1
Source: RefSeq, a predicted model, not a curated record
AUUUUGGAAUCUCAUAUACAAGAAGAGUACAGAAGUGGACUUCAGGACGAAUUUGAAGCAUGGCGAAAAACCAUAGACUGUACUGAGUUUUGGGUUAACCAACGACGCGCCGAAGCUUUAGCAAAAACAAAUGACAACUGCUCAGAGGCUGCAAACAAUCUCUUGAUUCCCAACACUCAAGAGAUCAGGUCAUCAGUGGUGAAGUGCUAUGUACCUGAACCAGUGCCUGCUACUGUGAUUUUGCAAGUA